Exophiala oligosperma is the source of this 997-nucleotide messenger RNA. RefSeq lists its product as uncharacterized. The annotation marks the transcript as partial. The record is from RefSeq and is a predicted model, not a curated record. Lineage: Eukaryota; Fungi; Ascomycota; Eurotiomycetes; Chaetothyriales; Herpotrichiellaceae. The transcript has 2 exons.
AUAUGCAGACUGGUAACACCAUAUUCGCCGCCCUCGGUCUGGAUGGUCAACCCAAAGCGAGUCACCGUCGACAAUACUACAAGUCACUCACGGCAAUUGGAUCCUUCUGCGUGGGAACACUAUUCUUCAGUGCCCUUCACCGUUUCCCCACUGGGCUUUCAGAGCAACCAUCCUCACGACGUCGUUCCAUCUUCGUUGUUUCCUUCUCUAUACAGACGGUCCUCAUCGCCGUACCGUCGCUUCUCGUGACACUGGACCUGGUCUCCAACCAACCUUUUGUCCCUGGCUCUUUCUCAUCUGGCAGUAACGAUGCCGUGGAUACCUUGACCAACUUUCUCGACUUGUGUCCGGUCGCUCUACUUUCGUUCCAGGCCGCAGGGCAGACGACCCUUUCGAGACUCCUCGCCGUCCUGGACAUGCCUACGAUCGUGUUGAGUGCGCUGUACUUUGACUUCACCGCCGAUAUGUACUCGCUUCAGAGUUCAUGGAAGAGAAGCACGUCACUCUGGAACUUUGUGAACGUACAUCAGAAGAGACAGGGACAGAGGUUCCUCUGCAUUGUGGCGCUUUUUUUGGGUGGCAUAACGGGCGGAUUAAUGUACAAGUCCCAGGCGGGCAUGGCGGGGGCUUUGUGGUCGGCUGCUGCGUUGAAAAUGUUGAUCGUCGUGGGGUGGACGGUUUGGCCUGAAGAAAAGCACGAAAGGACAUUGCCACAGUGAGGGAGGUUCAAUGAUAUGAACACUCCAAUUUUGAAGACCCAAACGUUGAAUGAAGUGUCCUCGGCGCGAAAGAAGAUCGAUGAGCGACAUGAUGGGUGUGGUUUUGAGCUGAGCUGGACUGAACUGAAAUGAUCUGAACGGAGCUGAAUGCCGGAAUGGUAUUACGAUGAUGGGCUUUGAUAUCAACGACGACAAACGAUGAGAAUAAUGACUGUGACGACCAAGACUAGAAUAGAGAUAUGGCAAACGGUCAUAGAGCUUGAGAAAGAUACACAAAU